CUUCUCCCAGCUGAUAGAAGUCCCAGAGCACGCUACAAUGGCUAAGAUGGCAGCUGCUAUUGUGGUCUGCAUAGUGGUUUUAGCCCUUGAUGUCACUGCUGGCAUACUAGGGAUUCAGGCUCAGGCUGCUCAAAACAAGACUAAAAAAGUGACAAUUCUCUUCAUUCAAUGCGAGAAACCAGUCUACAAAGCAUACCAGCUCGGCCUCGCAGCUGCGGUGCUCCUCGUAGUUGCCCAUGCAAUAGCCAACUUUCUUGGUGGCUGUGCCUGCAUCUGCUCUCAGCUGGAGUUCAUCCGGGCGUCCAUUAACAGGAAACUGGCAGCUACUACCAUAGUGCUCUCAUGGAUUGCCCUGAUUGCCGGAUUCUCGCUGCUGCUCGCUGGUGCCAUGUCCAACUCCAAGUCCAAGACGUCAUGCGGGUUCACGCACGGCCACACCUUGGCCCUUGGAGGAAUCAUGUGCUUCGUCCACGCCGGGAUCACCGUCGCCUACUAUGUCACCGCCACCGCGGCAGCGCACGAGGCUGCUUAGCCUAGCGAUGACGAGGAUCAUCGGUGCGCGCAACGCCAUGCUUUUGGCCUAGAGAUCAUCACUAUUCUUUCCUUAUUUUCGUUGCAUCGUGUUUUUUUUUUUCUGUUCGUGAUCCGGCUUUGGCAGAAGCAUCCAGAUCUGUCUUGUUAAAAAAAGGAAAAGAUGUAUGUGCCUGUGGUUUGGUUUGUUAGGUCGUUGCUUGUUGCAAGUGUGAUAACGAGUGUAUCCACUUGCGACAGUAAUUUAUAUUGUAUGUUCAAAGUUGUAAAAAGUAAAUCAUAGAACAUAUUAAACAUUGUCUCCAGUUUUUCUCUUUUUACAAAAAACGAUUCUUAAUGGGUACCUCA
Phragmites australis (common reed) is the source of this 879-nucleotide messenger RNA. Its product is annotated as protein VASCULATURE COMPLEXITY AND CONNECTIVITY-like. NCBI's taxonomy places the organism in Eukaryota, Viridiplantae, Streptophyta, Magnoliopsida, Poales, Poaceae. The coding region runs from base 38 to 532 and encodes 164 amino acids. The record is from RefSeq and is a predicted model, not a curated record. The transcript has 3 exons.